ACGAAUGAAGCGGCCGGAAGUCCAGGCGGAAGACUUUACGUGUUGUUAUUUUAUUCCCCCCAAUCUCAGCGGGAUGAUACGUUAGAUGUGGUUUGGUUUGGAUGUGUCACUGCUACUCAGAAUGAAACCCUCUGUCGUGGGAUGAAAUCCCCGCGGCGCUUAUUGUCCUCAAACCGUGACACGAUGAAGCGAUACGUUAGAUUCUUCUUCCGCCGCUCUGCAUGACAAGCUAACGGAUGCUAACGUUGGCGGCUAGCUCUUACUGUCACUGCAACAAAAUGACAGCGACCAGAGAAAAGAUGCUUAUAAGAGGAGCAAGGUGUACGGCAGGUGGGACGUGCACAUGGGGUCAGUGAGGGUUGGUCACCGCUGGCUGAGGUUCACCCGAUGACCAAGGAGGUGCGACCCACAAAGGGGCAGGAGCCAUGAAAGGAGAGGGCAGGGUGGCGUGUGGGCAGGGCGAGGCUCUGUUCCAGGACCUGGACUUCCCCUCUGACGACACGUCCCUGUUCUCUGACAGCACCACGCCUGUCGCUCGGCUGCAGGGGAACAUCACCUGGCGGCGGCCGCAGGAAAUCUGCCAGUCACCAGUUCUCUUCCCUGACAACAUCAACCUGCGUCAUGCUAAACAAGGCUUGUUAGGAGACUGCUGGUUCCUCUGUGCCUGCACUGUCCUGCUCAAGAACAAACAUCUACUCAACAAGGUGUUACCCCCAGAACAGCCCCAGUGGGGUGACAGCAGGUACAGGGGCUUCUUCCGGUUACGUUUCUGGCAGCAGGGAUACUGGACAGAGGUGACCAUUGACGACCGCCUUCCCUGUAUUCAUUCAACUCUGUGCUUCUCAAGCUGCCACUCCCCCACUGGCUUUUGGGUAGCCUUGUUGGAGAAGGCCUAUGCCAAGCUUCAUGGCUCAUACGAGCGGCUGUGGGCAGGGCAGGUGUCUGAAGCCCUGGUGGAUUUGACCGGUGGCCUAGCGGAACAAUGGAGCUUGGGGGACUCUGGGUCAGAGGCGGAGCCGAGAUCAGAACAGGACAGCGAACAGUUCAGGAGGAGAAGGCUUGACCUGAACCUUCUGUACCCUGUGAAAGAUGACUGUGUGCUGAGCUGCUCCACUCACAGGAGCCCUGGAGGCGCCAGUGAGCUGGGCCAGUACCAUGCUCUGACUGUCAUGGAGUGGUUGGAUGUGAAGACGGUGUCUGGGAGCAAAGUGCGGCUUCUCAGGAUCAGAAACCCCUGGGGAAGAUGCUGCUGGGGAGGGGGCUGGAUAGGGAGCGGUGCAGGUUGGAAGUCUGUCGACCCUCAUUGUGCUUCAGAUUUACAAGCCCGGGUGGCUGAGGGUGAGUUCUGGUUGGAUGAGGCUGAAUUCAUGUCCCAGUUUGAUGAUGUCACAGUGGGAUACCCCAUCAGUGAGGAGGGACACCUAAAGAGCAUCUAUACUGGAUGUCUGCUAACACACAGCCAUCAACUGCCCGGCCGGUGGGUCAAAGGCCACUCAGCUGGUGGUAGCCGAAACAGCAGCAGCUACGGUACCAACCCCAAGUUUUGGCUCAAAGUGAGCGAGAGGGGAGAAGUUCUGGUGUCCCUGCUGCAGCAGAGGAAGUGGAGAAACAUGGAGAAACAUGCACGAACGCACCUGGAGGACACAGAGAACACAAAGCACCAGCACUACCAGGCUACUGCUCUGCACAUGUGGAAGGUGGAAAAGAAGCAUUUGAAUCUGAGCCGCAUGUUGAACAAACCUCCUUGUGCUUCUACUCACUGCCACGCCUACGAGAGAGAGGUGGUCCUCCGUGGGCAGCUGGAGCCUGGAUACCACCUGCUCAUCCCCAGCACCUACAAGCCCGGGGCCCAGGGCCACUUUCUCAUUAGGGUCUUUUCCUCCUCCUCUAUAUCCCUUAGUGCCCUAAGAAGCCCAGCACCUUCACUGCCAUUAACCACAGAUGUUGAGUGGGAGACCAGCUACUUCUGGGGCUCGUGGGCGGAGGGAAAGACGGCCGGAGGAAGCAGGAACUUCCUGUCUCACUGGCAGAAUCCCUUCUUCCCUUUUACAGUGUCAGACGACUCAGCGGUGACCCCAGGAGUUAAUGUCAGGAUAACCCUGCACCAGAACAGCCCUGACACUGAUCUGCUCCCUAUUGGCUUCCACAUUUACAAGGUCGUAGAAGGGGAAUGUGCACAGACGAUCCCCAGGGACGAGGAUCCCGCGGCCAGUUGCGUCCCCCACUGUUACACACAGGAUGUCAGUCUGGCCUGCAGCCUUCCUCCUGGAGCUUACGCCAUAUUACCGUCUACUUAUGAGCCCGACUGCUCGGCAGACUUCUCCCUCAGCCUGGCUCGCAGAAUACACAGGAAGGUGGUGAAAAGUCAGGAGAGGCUGGGAAGAGCCAUUCAAGAGGUCUCUCACAUCUCUGUGAUGCAAAGCUAGUUCUCUGGGACUGGGGCUGCUCAUCUGAUGUCGGCUCACGUCCCUGUGCCUCUUGGCCCACGAUGAAAGAACCAGUUCUCUUAUCCAACCUCACCAUGCAGUGUGUGUGUGUGUGUAUGUGUCUGUCUGUGUGUGUGUGGCUGAGAAGGCAGAAAGAUGGAAAGAGUUAGUGGGAAUGUGUGUGUCGGGAAUCGUAGAAACCCCUUUAUCCUGAACCGCUGAGGCUCAGGGCUGAUGGGCAGCCACACACUCAUCGGCGAUUAGGACAUCAGAGGUUGUCGGUGGGCUGGGCUGCUAAUGAACUAUGACGGGACUGGCUGGUGUAAACAAACAGCAGCCAUUGAAGAGGGCCGCCACUGCUCUUGCUCAUUCACUCACUGGUGCGCCUGCCGGCCCGGAACAAAGGACCCUCUCAUGAAGGUCCUCACAGAGGCACAAGGGGGCAAGGGGUGAGGGGAUGGUCUCCACCAGCAGAGCCAACCAAACCACACCACACCAUACCGUGCCAUACCAUACCAGACCUUUUCUCCCAUCCCUCAUCCCCCACACAAUCUGCUCCUUUACUGUAGCUAACUUGCAUCGUUUACCUCUGGACAAAGACACGAGGGUUUCUCAAUCCCUCAACCGCGAACCCGCUCACCUCCCUGGGCAUCACUUGAGUCAGGCUGGACCUAAAGAAGUCCACUUUGUUCCUGACUCUCUCCUCAGCCCCUCUCCUCCCUUGUCACCCCCUAGACUCGGUCCACAGCUCCGCUUGGACCUGAACACAGCCGCUGUUUGAAGUGGCCGCAGGCACAGAUGGGAAGAAGGGGACGGAUGGAUGGGAUGAAACAAGGGAUGCGGCACAUCAGAGGAAGACGGUUCAUAUGAAGAGGCGGCCGCCGCCGGCGGCCCCGUUUUUGUGUUUAGACUGCGACUGUGUGGUGCAGUGUGUCUGCCGGCUCGUACCCAUGUCUGUGUGUGCAGAAAGUCACAGGCUCUCUGUCUGUUCACUGGAGUUGACAGAGUGUUUCUGUGCUGUGGUAUUUAUUCGGGAGUGUGCUUGUAUGAGAUGUGAUGAAUAAAUUUGCUGGUUAUGAAUCCAGCCAUUUUUGA
Molecule: messenger RNA, 3521 nt
Organism: Scophthalmus maximus (turbot)
Lineage: Eukaryota; Metazoa; Chordata; Actinopteri; Pleuronectiformes; Scophthalmidae
Gene: capn10
Product: calpain 10
Exons: 13
Coding region: 426-2426 (666 amino acids)
Biological process (GO): proteolysis
Cellular component (GO): cytoplasm
Molecular function (GO): calcium-dependent cysteine-type endopeptidase activity
Source: RefSeq, a predicted model, not a curated record